AUGGCUAACCAAACAACCCAACAUCACAAAAUGAGGCUUCGCAGCUCAGGCUGCCUCGGGUGGUCGUAUCUACCACAAGAGGUUCGUCGCAACAUUCUAAACACGAUAGUCGAUCAGAGAAACCCUCGCUGGUCUGCUUUGGCCUCGGUUUCUAAAGAGUGGCAAAGCGUUAUCGGAACGAGAAACAUGGCCAAGUUGAAACUCCGACCAUCGUGUCUAGAGGAUUUUGAGCGAGCCGUGGUCCGACAGAGAGACCUUGUAAGGCAUAUCUAUCUCAAUAUUGAGCUGGCAGAAUACAAAUGCACUGUUUGUAAGAGGGAGGAGCCAGUCAGCAUACAUUCGAAGAACAUGACUCUUCUGGCUUCUGCGGUUAAAAGGAUUCUGAUAAUUCUCAGUACUUGGGAAACGACAGGCCCCUUGACGUUGGAACUCAACGCGGCGUCUGCUAGUGAUUCGAAGCACUGCUUUAAGAACUUUCGUUUCAACGACGAGCACGAUGCUCCUGAUGCCCGAGACCCAGUCAUCCCCUCGGAAACAACGCAUAGUGACUGGCACGACCCCAAGCAUGGCUGGGAAAAUGGUGUUCAGGUGCAUCCUCCGUCUUUCGACGCAAUGCAGCGGUUGUUUGGACUUGUCGACCUGGCUUACUCUUCGCUCGCUGUUCCCAAGGUCAACGCAAUUACCUGUUUGAUGAUCCGUCGACAAUUCCGCCAUUGCUUCAUACCUCGUCAACUUGACUCAAUCCUGUCCAAAUUGGAUCGCCUGACGGAUAUAGUUUAUGAACCAUGGCUCCUAGACUAUACAGAUACCAGACUCCAAGGCCGUUAUGAGCAUCGAGGAUCAAAGCAUCCGGGAGUGAUCGGCAUGCCUCUGCCCAGAACACUCGAAAGAUUGACCCUAUUCCGGGAUUUCAAACAAUGUCUUACACAAAGUGUUCACAAAGAUCCAGUUUUCAUUUUUGCCCGCGACUACCCAGGAUACAUGUCGAUGGACAAUACCCUUGGCAACAGUGAGAACCUCGCCCGAACGAGUCUGAGGCUCAGGGAACUAGCUGUUUCAUUCAUUAUCGAUGCAAUAAACUUUUUCAGAGCUUGCAAGAGAGUGUGGGUGUGGAACGACCUGCAAUCCCUAUCCCUAACAUCAAAUCUUAUCCUGCAAGAUGGAAAAGAAAAGAAGCAGCGCAUCGAUGAACUUCUUAUAGCCGCAGCCAAGCUCGUACUGCGAAUGCCGAACCUGACUACCAUGGUACUCUGGAAUGGAGGGACGGGGAGAGCUUGUGCAUUCAUAUACACCAGGGCAAAGCACUACGCGCAUAUUACCUGGCGAGGAACUUGGGACUUGGAGAUCAGCCAACAAGUCUUGCAGGUAUGGGAGGAUGUUGCUAAGCUCCAUUCGUUGGAGCUCAGAGCCAAGCAUGAGCGGCUUCGGGAGACCAUUAGAUCUCAUGGAGACGCCAUUUUCCAUCUCAACUUGCCUUGCCAGGUUAUUGAGCCUACGUCGCUCUGGCAAAUCCGGAUGGAGGACGCGCAGGGACUUUAA
Fusarium fujikuroi IMI 58289 is the source of this 1539-nucleotide messenger RNA. RefSeq lists its product as uncharacterized. NCBI's taxonomy places the organism in Eukaryota, Fungi, Ascomycota, Sordariomycetes, Hypocreales, Nectriaceae. The transcript is spliced from 2 exons. The record is from RefSeq and is a predicted model, not a curated record. The coding region runs from base 1 to 1539 and encodes 512 amino acids.